CCUUAGUUGUUGCAUUUCUUCGGUUGGUUUUCUCUUCUACUCGUUAUCUCGAUAGAUGAGUUUAUUUCUUUGAUUGGCGUUGUACAUCGUAUUCUUAUAUAUGCAUUUCUCUUGUGUUAUGGUCGAGAUUUUGUAAUUGGACCUACUUACCAAAUAGCAAAGCAAUGGGCCUUCAGAUUCUUCAUCCACCACCCGAUCAAAACAGAAACAUAGAUAUCACUUCCCGUUUAACACUCGAGUUUGUCCUCUCUUUUUGCUCCUGUAUCCUUCCCUACCUUCCUGACUUGAUAUAUCCGCUAGUAUAAUAGCAAUCCAUGGCCUCAACGGUCAUCACCUCAGAACAUGGACAUCCCCCACCUCCCAGACCCUAUGGCACCGCGACCACUUCCCUCAAUCUAUACCUCAUGCACGAAUCCAAACGUUCGGCUAUGAUGCCACAGCAGCAUUCUCCACCAACACCUCCGGCAUCCAAGAACACGCUCGGGACCUCCUGCGUUGUGUAUCCGAAUCUCGUACUCAAUCAUUUGAAAAAAGCAGGCCUUUAAUAUUCAUAGCUCAUUCCCUUGGUGGACUGGUUUUGAAACAAGCCCUAGUCAUCGCUUCAAAAUCUGAAGGAUGUGAUUAUGGAAAUAUAUGGACUAGUACACUCGGAAUUCUAUUCUUCGGUACACCGCAUCGAGGGAGCGAGUUAGCUAGUUAUGGUGCGCAGUUGGCGAGGGUGCCUACCGCUUUAUCUAUGAAGGCGGAGCCUGUACUGCUUCACUCGUUGAGUUUAGGGAGCGCUAUACUCGAGAAACUGAAUAAGGAGUUUCGUAUUUUGAUGAGUAAUAAGGGAGCGGGGAGGGAAGUCAUCAGCUUCUAUGAGACGGUGGGUAUGGUGGGUCCACGACUGGUGGUUGGGAUUUCUUCCGCGACUGUAAAUCCUAGUGGGGAGGUGGUGGGUUGGGAGAUACCGGUUCCGGUGGCCGGAAUUCAUAGGGGUAUGUGUCAAUUUGAUACGAGGGAUGAUCCGACGUAUGUUACGGCGGUGCAUAGUAUCAAGCGGAUGAGGGAUAAGGCAGCUUUGGCUGGGUUGGUGAAAGUGGAAAAUGAGUUCUUCCUUGUGCCGCAGGGUAUGAAUCCUCAUUUUACGGGGAGGAAUGAGAUGAGGGGUUGCAUUCGGGAUGCGUUAUUAGGGGAGGAGUAUAUAGGCGAGAGGGAGUUAAAGACCUUUGUGCUUUUUGGGUUGGGAGGAAGUGGGAAGACGCAGGUUGCGUUGAAGUUUGCAAGGGAGUUUCGGAACUUAUUUUGGGGGGUAUUUUUUGUUGAUGUGUCGAGUUUUUCUAUUGCUUCAGAAGGUUUCGAUAAUAUAGCGGAAGCUUUGAAGAUCAGAAAGUCUAAGGCACAAGCUUCUAGCAUUCACUCGGUCAAAGACUAUUUGGCGGGGAAGACGAACUGGUUACUUGUCAUCGAUAAUGCGGAUGAUCAGAAUCUCGACGUCUCCCAGUUCUUCCCCAUUGGACAUCGGGGCUUCAUUAUUCUGACAACGAGGAAUCCCGAUUUCGUAAAGUAUGCGAGUGCGGGAUCAUGUUGUGUGGAGAGGUUGUCAGAUUCUGAUGCUGUUUCGCUGCUCUUGAAAGUUUCGGGUCUUGGAGAGGACUCAUCGACUCAAGAAUCACAAGACAUUAGGGGGAAAGUGGAGCAAUAUGCCGCCAAAGUCGUGGAUAUAUUGGGUUGUCUUGCUCUUGCCAUAGCUCAGGCAGGUGCCGUGAUUCGUCAAGGGCUAGUAAAUCUAGAAGGCUUUCCAAAACUGUACUCAAAGCGAAAAAAGGAGCUUUUGGAGAUUGGUCGGUUUAAUUCAGGUAUCGAGCAUCAGAGAAGCGUGUACACGACGUGGGAAAUCUCGUUGAAAGUUAUUCAGGAGAUGAAUGAAGCCCGUUCACUAUUGGCAAUGGAGCUGUUGAAAUACUUCUCAUUCAUGCAUUUUGACGGGAUAGAGGAAUCUUUCUUCGAAGCAGGGUUUUUGGGGGUUCAGCAUGGAUAG
This is a messenger RNA of Hymenoscyphus albidus, 2023 nucleotides long. NCBI's taxonomy places the organism in Eukaryota, Fungi, Ascomycota, Leotiomycetes, Helotiales, Helotiaceae. The record is from the annotation of a GenBank genome assembly.